Molecule: messenger RNA, 1785 nt
Organism: Hemicordylus capensis (graceful crag lizard)
Lineage: Eukaryota; Metazoa; Chordata; Lepidosauria; Squamata; Cordylidae
Product: olfactomedin-4-like
Exons: 5
Coding region: 62-1573 (503 amino acids)
Biological process (GO): signal transduction
Source: RefSeq, a predicted model, not a curated record
CCCUUAUAAAGAGGGUUGAGAAACUCCUCGUGCUGCCUUAGCAAACUGCACAACAAUUAACAUGACUUUGCUGCGCCUUUGCCUCAUUGUGACUUCCUUGGUGGCUGCAGAUCAUAUCAUCUUCGAUGAUAUGCCAAUAGCAAGGGAGGGGAACAACGAGUGUGUUUGCAGUAUAGAGCUCCCAGAUGAUGUCUUUCCGCAGCAUAUGAUUGAUUUCCUGAAGGAAUCCCACACCAAUAUGACGCAUAUUAUUGACCAAGAGCUAGAUAAGAUUACAAAAAUCAAUGAUACAAUGAAAGUAUUUGAGGACCGAGUGAAGAACCUGACAGAAAAAAUCCGGGACAUGGAGAUGAAUGGCAUCAAGGACCAAACAGAUUAUACAAACACUAAAAAUUUAAUUGAUAAUCUGAAUCAACUGUCCAAAGAUCUGCAUUCUAAACUGAAUGGAACUGAUACGGAUAUUGAACAUUUGCUUACCGAGGUCAACAAUAUCUCCAGUAUAGUGUGGCAGCUGGAAAGUUUUGACACAAAUAGUGUGUUGGCAACACAUAGAGAAUUGGCCACAAUCCGGAAACAACUGGCUGAUUGUGAAGAAGCUGCUGGGAAUCCAAAUUUUGGCCUGCCUUCUGCUGGCCUCUUAGCGCCUGAAUUUGGCAAGUGUGAUAAGAAAGUGUUGGUGAACAUUAGCAAGCCAUUUAUAGUCAAACUCAACUGGCGAGGAUUCAACUACAGAUAUGGAGCCUGGGGCAAGGACUUUGCUGUUGGAGCCAAGAAUCCAGAUUUGUUUUGGGUUGCUCCACUCAACACAGAUGAACGCUUAAUGGAGACCUACCGCCUCUACAACUCCUAUUCGGACCUACUGUUGUACAAAAACCAAGUGGAAAAAACCCUUUCCCAAUACAUUGGACUCACCUGGAACUACAUCAGCUGUGGGCAAGGAAGUGGGACUAUCUUAUACAAUGGCAGUCUCUAUUACAACUGCCACAACAGCAGGAACUUGUGCAAGCUGGAUGUUGCAACUAACAAAGUCAAGCGCAAGUCACUGGAGGAUGCUGCUUUCAACAACUGGUUCUCCUAUUCUGGCAUCAAUUGGCAGGACUUUGAUUUUGCUGGGGAUGAGAAAGGUCUGUGGGUUAUGUAUUCCACAGAAAGUAGCAAGGGGAAAAUAGUCAUUGGGAAGCUAGAUCCUGAUAAUCUGAAAUUGCUCAAGACAUGGGAAACCUCCGCGUACAAGCCCAAUGUGACCAACACAUUUAUGAUUUGUGGGGUGAUGUAUGCCCUCCAGCGACUAAGUGCACACAAAGAGAAGCUAUUUUACACAUACGACACCAGUACAGGCAAAGAAGGUACUACAGACAUCAUCAUGGAGAAACUCUCGGCCACCCCACAAAGUGUGAGCUACAAUCCCAAUGAUCACAAGAUAUACAUGUACAACGAUGGCUACCUGGUAACUUACGACGUGCUGUUCAAACGUCUACCCCGGAAGGAAAGACGGAGCGUGGCCAAUGAGGAUGAGCAAACUGCUCUUAUAGCAGUGAGUGGCGGCAGGCAGCAAUUUGCAAUGAUACAAUAGGGGAGCUAAGCCCAGGCUUGUAUAUCACUCAUCUACUGGUAGUUAUAAAAAUAUGUAUAUAAGGCACACAAUGCAGAUCCCUUGCUGAAGCUAAGUAGAUCUAGGACUGGUCAGUGCUUCCUGGGAGGCCCAUGUAUGCUGCCUUGAGUCCCAGGAUAAAAGAAAGAUGGGAUAGAAUUGCAAGAGACAAAUAAAAAUAAAAAUAAAACUCA